AUGAGAGAGGUAGUGCAGUACCCGUUGCUCGAGAUCGCGGUUCCUUACCAGUACCGGGUCCGGGAAGAUCCCGUUGGUGGAGUCAAGAGACGCCGGCGUGAGAGUGCCCAACCGGAUGAUGAGUGUAAGCGCGUCAAGGUUAGUACGCCGGAAGCGCGUGCUGAUGAGUCCCGGCUAGAGGUUAGCUCACCUUCAAGUUUGCCAGUUGCUGCCACAGGAGCCCCUGCGGUUGCUGAGGUUGAAGAAGUUCUCCCGUUGUCACCUUUGGCCUCUCCGGGGCCUCGGGACGAUCAGACCGGUGAAGAUGAUGCGCUGUGUGCUUCACAGCUUUAUACGAAUGAAUUAUAUUCGAUGGUCAAGAGAGAAUUGCCACCUACUUGUUAUAAGAAUCUGUUGUUUCAGUUGGUAUCAAAUAUGGAUCGUAAAGAACUUUCGGACUUGGGGACUUUAAUCACUGAUAAUUUAAAACGAGAUUUCUUGUCGUCACUGCCGUUUGAAAUAGCACUCAAGGUCUUGACCAACUUGUCAUUUGCCGAUAUCGCACAGUGCCUUCAAACUUGUAAAAGUUGGAACUCAUUGAUAAACUCAACACCGCACCUGUGGCGACAGAUGCUCCUAACUGAAAGUUUUGUCUCUAAGGAAAAUUUUGCCAAGUAUUCAUCAAAGUUAAAGGCUAAAUACCCACAGAUUAAGAACGAAGAGGAUGGAUAUCAAUUGGACUUCUUGGAAAACUGUCGUGUUUUGCAGAACUGGUUCAAUCCCAAAUUCACCCCUCAAAGGACCACGUUGAGAGGGCACAUGACAAGCGUUGUGACCUGUUUACAGUUCGAAGAUAACUAUGUGAUAACGGGAGCUGACGAUAAAGUAAUCAGGGUCUAUGAUUCCGAGAAGAAACAGUUCCUGAUGGAGCUCACGGGUCACGACGGAGGUGUUUGGGCACUCAAGUACGAUGAGGAUGGUAUCUUAGUAAGUGGGUCCACCGAUCGUAGCGUUAGAGUCUGGGACAUCAAGCGCGGAUGUUGUACUCAUGUAUUUAAAGGUCAUGCCUCUACUGUUAGGUGCCUCGAUAUCGUCGAGUACAAGAAGGUCAAAUACAUCGUCACCGGAUCGCGUGAUAAUACCCUACAUGUUUGGAAACUUCCAUUGGAACCUGUGGCAGAGGGUCAGGAAUGGCCCGUGGUCUAUAAUACACCAGAAGAAAACCCUUACUUCGUCGGAGUCUUAAGAGGACACAUGGCGUCGGUGCGUACGGUGUCGGGACACGGUAACAUCGUAAUCAGCGGGUCUUACGAUAACAACCUCAUGGUUUGGGAUAUCGCUCAGAUGAAAUGCCUUUAUAUCUUGACGGGCCACACAGACAGGAUUUACUCCACUAUCUACGACCAUAAGAGGUUCCGCUGUAUAUCAGCCAGUAUGGAUACCACGAUUCGAGUUUGGGAUCUGCAAAAUAUAUGGAACAAUGGUACUUGCACAGUGGUUACUACUUCACAAGCUCCGUGCACGAAGAUUUCAGGUUCCAUGUCAACCUUGCAAGGCCAUACCCAACUUGUAGGUUUACUGCGUCUAUCUGACAGAUUUCUAGUCAGUGCUGCUGCAGACGGCAGUUUGAGAGGUUGGGACUCAAAUGAUUAUUCAAGAAAAUUCGCAUACCAUCAUAAUAAUUUGAGUGCUAUAACGACCUUUUACAUGAGCGAUAACUUACUGGUAAGUGGCUCCGAAGGUCAGUUCAACGUCUACAAUCUGCGAAGUGGGAAACUUAUACAUUCAAACAUAUUACGAGACGCUGACCAAAUUUGGUCCGUGAAUUUCAAAGGUGGGAUUCUAGUUGCUGCGGUAGAGAAAGACGGUCAAAGUUACGUCGAAUUACUUGAUUUCAGCAAUGCUGGUACUGCAAGAAACAUUCCCAUCCAGGGCCAUGUAUAG
Torulaspora delbrueckii is the source of this 1923-nucleotide messenger RNA. RefSeq names its product SCF ubiquitin ligase complex subunit CDC4 (gene CDC4). Gene Ontology annotation, molecular function: ubiquitin binding. The transcript has a single exon. The record is from RefSeq and is a predicted model, not a curated record. Bases 1 to 1923 code for a protein of 640 amino acids. Lineage: Eukaryota; Fungi; Ascomycota; Saccharomycetes; Saccharomycetales; Saccharomycetaceae. Gene Ontology annotation, biological process: proteasome-mediated ubiquitin-dependent protein catabolic process; ubiquitin recycling. Gene Ontology annotation, cellular component: nucleus; cytoplasm.